Molecule: messenger RNA, 1463 nt
Organism: Manihot esculenta (cassava)
Lineage: Eukaryota; Viridiplantae; Streptophyta; Magnoliopsida; Malpighiales; Euphorbiaceae
Product: ultraviolet-B receptor UVR8
Exons: 11
Coding region: 160-1341 (393 amino acids)
Source: RefSeq, a predicted model, not a curated record
GGCGCGGGGCCUUUUGUUCCAAGUGGCUCCGCCACUGUCGACAGUCUUUCUGGAAUCUAAUUCGCAUGAUAAACCCUUUCGCAGUGACGCCAUUGCUUCUGCUAGUCUCCCACUAAAAGUCCCCAGUUUUUCAGAAGAAGACGCUAAAACCUUCAUUUCAUGGCUACUCAUACCUCUCUUAUUGCCUGGGGCUCAGGUGAAGAUGGGCAAUUAGGAAUAGGAAAUAAUGAGGAGAAAGAAUGGGUCUGCGUUGUCAAAGCUCUUGAGCCCUAUAAAGUCCGCUCCGUUGUUGCUGGCAGUCGCAACUCUCUUGCUAUUUGCGACGACGGGAAGCUGUUUACGUGGGGUUGGAAUCAGAGAGGGACGCUAGGGCACCCACCUGAGACCAAGACUGAGAACGUUCCUAGCCAAGUCAAGGCUCUUGCCAAUGCUAACAUUGUUCAGGCCGCUAUUGGGGGCUGGCAUUGCUUGGCUGUUGAUGAUCAAGGCCGUGCCUACGCCUGGGGUGGAAAUGAGUAUGGGCAAUGCGGUGAAGAACCUGAAAGGAAAGAUGGCACUGGGAGGCCAUUGAGACGGGAUAUAGUGAUUCCUCAGCGCUGUGCACCUAAGCUUGUUGUUCGCCAGGUAGCUGCUGGGGGUACUCAUUCUGUGGUGCUUACACGUGAAGGUUAUGUAUGGACCUGGGGUCAACCAUGGCCUCCUGGAGACAUAAAACAGAUAUCUGUCCCUGUGCGGGUGCAAGGCCUUGAAAGGGUGAAGCUCAUUGCAGUGGGGGCAUUUCAUAAUUUAGCUCUUCAAGGAGAUGGAACUUUGUGGGCAUGGGGUAAUAAUGAAUAUGGACAACUUGGAACAGGGGAUACCCAGCCCAGAUCACAACCUAUUCCAGUCCAAGGGCUCUCUGAUCUCACUUUGGUUGAUAUUGCUGCUGGUGGAUGGCAUUCUACUGCACUAACUGAUGAUGGAGAGGUUUAUGGGUGGGGCAGAGGGGAACAUGGGAGACUUGGAUUUGGAGAUAAUGACAAGAGCAGUAAAAUGGUGCCUCAAAAAGUUCAUCUUCUAGCUGGGAAAAAAAUUGUUCAGGUAUCCUGCGGUGGGACUCAUUCAGUUGCGUUGACUCAUGAUGGACAAAUAUUUUCAUUUGGUCGAGGUGACCAUGGACGGCUUGGAUAUGGGAGGAAGGUGACAACAGGUCAACCAAUGGAAGUGCCAAUUGAUAUCCCCCCUCCCAGUAAUCUUAGCGGCAGUGAAGCUGAGGGACAUUGGAAAGCUAAACUUGUUGCUUGUGGGGGACGCCAUACUCUAGCAAUAGUGGAGUGGCAACAGACUGAUGGAUCAAAAUAAUUAUAAAAUAUUUUUAUUACCUUACCUUUUGUUAAUGUCUGAUUUUGUACAACUAGACAGUUGAGAUAAACUUGUAACAACAUUACUAUACGGAAAACAAUUUCUCUUCGUUUUUCUAGUGA